Messenger RNA from Xiphias gladius (swordfish), 535 nucleotides. RefSeq lists its product as uncharacterized. The transcript is spliced from 4 exons. The record is from RefSeq and is a predicted model, not a curated record. Bases 35 to 535 code for a protein of 166 amino acids. Lineage: Eukaryota; Metazoa; Chordata; Actinopteri; Istiophoriformes; Xiphiidae.
UCCUCUGUUUUUAUGAACAACCCCAACCUCAUGGAUGCCAGAGGAGGAAAUGAUGAGUGAGUCAUCUGAUGAGGAGCUGUCAGAAGAACCACUGCAGGAACAUCAUCCUGACCUCAAUGCUGUUGACAAGUUAAAUGUGUGCCAAAGCCAGCUAAAGUCCUUGUUUAUCAUUUGCCCUGCCUGUCGUGGGGAGACCCAGGGUAACAUGGAGCAUGAGGAGGGAACUUACAUGAAUAUAAUGCAACAUAUGCAUCAACCCUCAUGGAGUUUAAGGAAGGCUACUACAGGUCACCAAAGGCUCUAUGAAAGACCACUAUUGCAGGCCAUGGUCUUGGACCGCCACGCUUACAUGGCUGGCAUUGCCGACACUGGUGCUAGAGUGGAGAGCCCAGUAGCUGUGAAGAAUGGACUGACCCAUGAACUUGAAGCUGAUGUGAUGAUGUCACACAUCACUACUACAGUGGGAGCUAUGGAACUGUAUGCUGUCAGUCCAUCUGUGCCAGUCUCGGCACAGCUGGGUGUCACAUGGGGUUGA